AGCAGGAUCCUCUGCCUCCAGGUCUGCCCGACCUUCUCUCCGGAGCUGGGGCCACCAUGAGGCCCAUAGCCAUUGCCCUGCUCUGCUUUGGACUGUGCCUGGGCCAAGUGAUCAAGACAGAGACAUUCCUCAGACCCACCCUCGAGGCUGACUUAGGCCCUCUAAUCCCCAAAGGGACACCUGUCACCCUCAGGUGCAAGGGGCAUCCGGGGGCUACUUGGUAUCGUCUGAUGAAAGGAGAAUCUCGGUUCCAGGAUGUGCCAGGAGCUGGGAUGGAGGUGAAUUUCCUCAUCCCAUCUAUGACAAAGGACACGGCAGGUAGUUACUGCUGCCUCUACAUGAACCAGUCUGUCUUCUCAGAGCCCAGUGAGCCCCUGGAGCUGGUGAUGACAGGGCUAUUCAGCAAGCCCUCGCUGUCAGCGGCGCCAAGCCAAGAUGUGGCCCCAGGUCAGAAUGUGACCCUCCGUUGUCAGGCUGAGCAGAGCUUCAACAGGUUCGUCUUCUACAAGGAGGGAGGGGCCGACACCUCUCAGCUUCAGCACGACUCUCAGCCCUACUUCUCCAUCCCAGCUGUGACUGCUGCUCAUGGAGGCAUCUACCAAUGCUAUGUAUUUCACAGUCAACAUCCCUACCUGUGGUCAAGGCACAGUGACCCCUUGGAGCUCAGGGUCACAGGGACAUCUAGUCCAAGGCCGGAACCUCCAGACACGCUAUUUGGUCUUUCCAGACUCCAAGCAGGCAUCUUGAUAGGCAUCUCAGCACUCCUCAUCCUGCUCUUCCUCUUCUUACUCCUUGUCUUCCUCCUUCGGCACCAUCACCAGCAACAGGCCAGGCUCCGGUCUGGAGGCAAAGAGGCAGGUGUUGAAGAGACCUUUAGGAGCUGCACCCAGGCUGAGGAUGCUUCUCUGGAAUCCCCGUAUGCAGCUGUGAAGGGUGUCCAGAUGGAUGAGCACAGGAUGCCCAAUGCCCUGGUGGAAGACCCUCAGGAAGUGACCUACGCCCACCUGAUCCACAAGUCCCCCAGUCAGCGCCUUGAGCACCUUCCUCCAUUCCCAGCAGGGGAGUCCAUCCUCUAUGCCCCAUUGGCCAUCCAGCUAGUGAUGCCUGGAACUGCCAUGUCCCCCUCAGCCAUCACGUUGCUGGGUUUUGGAUUAUGGCUGAGCCAGUGGAUCGGAGCUCAAGAGGGGACACUCCCCAGACCCACCCUCCAGGCUGAUCCAAGCCCUCUGAUCCCUCACAAGAAAUCUGCCACCCUCCGGUGUCAGGGAUUUCCUGGAGCUGAUAUGUACCGUCUAAGGAAAGAAGGAAGCUCCCAGUACACAGAUGUUCCUACAGCUGGGAGGCAGGCUGAGUUCCCUAUCCCUUCUGUGACACCGGACAACACUGGAAGCUACUACUGCCUCUACAGGAAUCAGUCCCACUGGUCCAAGCCCAGUGAGCCCCUGGAGCUAGUGAUGACAGGCUGGUAUGAUAAGCCCUCACUCUUAGCCCUGCCCAGCCCAGAGGUGUUUGCAGGAGAGAAUGUCACCCUCCAAUGUUGGUCACAGCAGUGGUUUGAAAAAUACAUGCUCCACAAGGAGGGAGGGGUCAACCUUUCCCAGAGCCAAGGAAGCCGGUACCAUGCAAAUUUCCACAUCCCUGAGGUGACUGCUGCUCAUGGAGGCUCUUACAGAUGCUACAGCCUUCACAGUGAUGCCCCCCAUGAGUGGUCAGCCCCCAGUGACCCCCUGGAGCUCAGGGUCAAAGGUGCUUCCCCCCAGAAUUACACUGUGGGGAAUAUCGUCCGCCUUGGCCUGGCUGGUCUGGUCCUCAUCAUCCUAGGGGUCCUGCUGGUGGAAGCCUGGAACAGCCAGAGGAGGCACCAAGAAGCAGCCCAGAAGCCCCUGCCUAAGCAGUCAGACCAAGCCAAAGGGCAAGGCAGAAUUGGGGAUCCAGUGAAUUUGUAA
This is a messenger RNA of Trichosurus vulpecula (common brushtail), 1946 nucleotides long. Its product is annotated as leukocyte immunoglobulin-like receptor subfamily B member 3. The record is from RefSeq and is a predicted model, not a curated record. Bases 57 to 1946 code for a protein of 629 amino acids. The transcript has 15 exons. Lineage: Eukaryota; Metazoa; Chordata; Mammalia; Diprotodontia; Phalangeridae.